AUGAGUAGAACCAGCUACCACCGAUUAAUCAUGGAUGUUGUGUCUUUUAUCGUCGUAUUGCUCAACUUGAUUGCUAUUCACGUAUAUUUCCGGCAAGAUGCAAACCAGGCAUUUAUCGGGAAUGCGAGAAGUUUAAAGUUUGGAGUUUCUGCAGCCAUUGACACCAUAAGAGCUAAUGAAUCUCUCAGGGAAACUGAAGCUUUGAUCUCCAAUGGAAAUAGAUUCAAGUUAUGUUUUUACAGCCCGUCAAAUAGCAGCCGACGUUACCUCGGUAUCAUGUACAAUGUCCCGGUGAUGACUGUUGUAUGGGUGGCUAAUAGAAAUAAGCCUCUCAGUGAUUUAUCUGGAACAUUUCAGAUAUCAUCAGAUGGCAAUCUCGUGAUCUUGGAUGGUCGAAAGGAGAUUAUGUGGUCGACAAAUAUUUCAUCUUCUGUUACGAACUCUAGUGCUGUGCUCUUGGAUACAGGGAAUCUGGUUCUGCAAGAUAACUCCAACGGUGCAUAUGUUUGGGAGAGCUUCCAGCAUGCUUCCGAUUCCUGGUUAGAGAAGAUGAAAAUUGUUACAGAUUUGAUAACGGAUGAGAAGAAUAUGUUGACAUCGUGGACAAGUCCUGAUGAUCCAGCACCUGGAAGUUUCACCGUAACCCUAGAGCCUUUGGACGUACCUCAGUCGUUUGUUCGCAAGAAUGGUAGCCCCUACUGGCGUACUGGUCCGUGGAAUGGUCAGAAAUAUACUGGGGUUCCGUCCAUGAGCUCACAAUAUCGUUACGGCGUGAAGGGAGUUUAGAGCAGAAGGUGUGGUCUGAUGACAAUAAACGAUGGGACGUAACAUGGUCAUCAACAAGUAACGAGUGUGAUAUGUAUGGUAAGUGUGGACCUUUCGGAAGCUGUGAUGCUCAAGACAGGCCAAUAUGUUCCUGUCUUCGGGGCUUUGAGCCCAGAAGCAAAGAUGAGUGGGAUGCGGGAAACUGGACGAGUGGAUGCUCGAGGAAAACUCGACUCCAAUGUGAACAGAAUAAUUUUGUUGGUAAACAAGAUGAGUUUCUAAAGGUGGAGGGAAUGAAGUUGCCGGAUCAUUUUAUAUUUUCUGGUUUAUCAGAAGAAGAAUGCAGGGAUGUGUGCUUGAUUAAUUGUUCAUGUAUAGCUUAUGCAUAUCCUCCUGGAAUCGGAUGUCUGCAAUGGACUCAGAACUUAACAGAUACUCAGAAGUUGGCUUAUGGCGGUGAUGGCUUGCACAUUCGG
Messenger RNA from Salvia hispanica, 1241 nucleotides. The record is from RefSeq and is a predicted model, not a curated record. Lineage: Eukaryota; Viridiplantae; Streptophyta; Magnoliopsida; Lamiales; Lamiaceae.